Messenger RNA from Danaus plexippus (monarch butterfly), 2744 nucleotides. It is a transcript of the gene slif, whose product is annotated as cationic amino acid transporter 3. Bases 170 to 1936 code for a protein of 588 amino acids. NCBI's taxonomy places the organism in Eukaryota, Metazoa, Arthropoda, Insecta, Lepidoptera, Nymphalidae. Gene Ontology annotation, cellular component: plasma membrane. Gene Ontology annotation, biological process: transmembrane transport; amino acid transport. The record is from RefSeq and is a predicted model, not a curated record. Gene Ontology annotation, molecular function: amino acid transmembrane transporter activity. The transcript has 11 exons.
UAACUCCAAACUGUCGUGAAUGUUAAUUUCAUCUGUUCAGUACCGUGAGUGACUGCGCGGACGCCGGCUGGCCGACAACAUGGCCGACACACGCGCUUGACAUUUCUCUUUUUUUUUUUUAUUCGUGUCACAGUUUCAUUAUACACGGAUAUAUCGGACGGUAUUAAAGAUGGGUUGCGCCAGAAUUUUCGCUGCGUUACGCCGCUGCAAACAACUUGAGGAGGGCGAGAUCACGACCCAGCUGUCUAGGUGCCUCGGUCUCCUGGACCUGACGGCCCUGGGAGUGGGCAGCACCCUCGGUCUGGGCGUCUAUGUGCUGGCCGGUGCCGUAGCUAAAACCGUCGCAGGUCCAGCAGUUACCCUGAGCUUUCUUGUUGCAGCUAUUGCCUCUGCGUUUGCAGGCUUAUGCUACGCCGAAUUCGCGUCUAGAGUUCCAAAAGCCGGCUCCGCGUACGUGUACAGCUAUGUGAGCGUCGGUGAAUUCAUAGCGUUUACGAUCGGCUGGAACCUCAUCUUGGAGUAUGUCAUAGGAACGGCCAGCGUGGCGAAGGGCAUGGCCAAUUACAUAGACAGUCUCUGUAACAACACUAUGGCCGAGACCAUGACGCGCAUCGCCCCUAUAAACGUCUCUUUCCUGGCGGAUUAUCCGGACAUAUUCGCCUUCACACUCGUACUCCUCAUAACCAUUCUCCUCGGUAUCGGAGUGAGCGAGUCAACUAAACUGAACAAUGUAUUCACCGCACUCAACAUGGUCACCGUCAUAAUCGUCGUAGUUGCGGGUGCUAUUAAAAGUGACCCAGCCAACUGGCGCAUCGAUGUACAGGAAAUACCAGAGGAGUAUCGUGACAAGGCCGGCGGUGGAGGGUUCAUGCCGUGGGGGAUGGCGGGUGUCAUGGCUGGAGCAGCGAAGUGCUUCUUCGGCUUCGUAGGCUUCGACUGCGUGGCGACAACGGGCGAAGAAGCCAAAAACCCCAAAAGAGACAUUCCACUCUCCAUAGUCUUGUCUCUCGUGAUUAUUUUCGUAUCAUACUUCAGUAUAGCCACCGUCUUAACUAUGAUGUGGCCUUACUAUUUACAGGACGCCGACGCUCCCUUCCCGCACGUGUUCGACGAGUCCGGGAUGCCGGUCAUCAAAUGGAUUGUAACGAUAGGGGCUGUGUUUGCUCUCUGUACCAGUCUGUUGGGCGCUAUGUUCCCUUUACCGAGGGUCCUGUACGCCAUGGGCUCGGACGGUGUUCUGUUCAAGCCGCUAGCUGUUAUUCACAAGAGAACCAAAACGCCGUUACUGGCGACCGGGUUGAGUGGAUUGUUUUCAGCUGUGAUGGCGGCCAUCUUUAAUCUGAACCAGCUGAUAGAUAUGAUGUCUAUCGGGACGUUGCUGGCUUAUACAAUUGUUGCUACAAGCGUAUUAAUUCUAAGAUAUGAAGAGGAGCAUCCGUUGACGGUCAAAGACAAAUCAUUAAGAGUAGGAGGACCGCGAGCGACUAUCCUGCAGACUUGCAACUUGCUGGGUCUCAAACACCCCACGGAACUGUCCGCCACCAUCGCCAAGUGUACCAUCGGGAUAUUUUUCGUGUGUAUGUUGGUGUGUUGUGUCGUGAUGCAAUGGUCUUCAAGUGUGGCGGUGUGGAGCGCGAUAGGGGCCGUCCUGCUGGUACUGCUCGUUGUACUCUACCGGCAGCCUCGCGCUGACGUCAAACAACUUAGCUUCAAGGUGCCGCUGGUGCCGCUAGUUCCUUACCUCAGCGUGUGUAUGAACCUGUACCUCAUGGCGCAACUCGACUACCAGACUUGGGUCCGCUUCAUCUUAUGGCUGGUUAUAGGCUACGCUAUUUACUUCUUCUAUGGUCUUCGCAACAGUACCCUGAGAGAGAAGAAGCUGCCAGUCAUGAACGGAAAUGGAGUCCAUGUGAAGCAAAUCGUCACCAAAUUUUGACGAAACGUUCUGAAUUUACUCUAAUGUGACGUAAAGACGCAUCAGUCUAUAGAUAUUAUGGUUUAUAGUUGUGAUAUUACCGAUAGAUGAAUUAGUUGUAGAACACCUCGGUCUAGAGUUUAGGAACGACCUAGUUUUGUCUAGACAGUGGCCGAAAGCUAGAAUAAUGUAACUAGCUCGUUAAAGCCAGUGCUUGCUCAAAAGAUUCAUUUUAUUCGGUACAUAUUAAAUCUGUAUAAUAUGACAAAUUAUAUUGACUUAUUUUCUAGAAUUCAUUUUUAAAACAUUUCAAGAUAGCUUUAGUGUUACACAAUAAUCUUAGACUUAAUAUAAAUUGCGUCUUAAGUAUAAAAAAACACACUACACAUAUAUUUGUUGUCAUCCGUCCGUCUCAUAACAUGCAACGAUGAAAAUCAAAUAGCUUUCUAAUAAAAUUUAUUUAAAUUAAAUCUAAAUUGUAUACAGACAGACAAUGUACGUACAUCAAAAUUUUUUAUUUUUAUUUAUCACAUGAAACCUAUUUUUCCUGCUGUGUGGAAGUUUCAUUGUAAAAAAAAUAUUAAAUGGAAAUGUGUUAAAAUGUAUAUAAAUGAAACAAUAACAUGAUUCUGUGAUAACACUUAGUCCGUAAUGAAAACAUUCCAAGAUAUAUAAAAUGUUAUUUACAAACGUUGUCAUUGUUUAAUAUAAAAAAAAUUAAUGAAGAUAUUAGUUUUAAGGAACAGACUGUGAUUCAAAUGAAUUGUAAACGAAUUCCCAUUAUUUUAUUUGUUAAAAUCGUAAUAAAAAUUAUUAUUUGUGAACUUUU